GGCUAUAAAGGCUGCGGGGCCGCGGCGCCGCCCACAGCCGUGAGCCCCGGCGGGAGACGUCAGCUCCUCCCGCGCUGCCAUCGCAGGGCUCCCGGGUGGACGGGACGGGACAACGAGACCACGGCAGCCCGUCCCAACCACGGGCCCACCCGUGAGAGAGCUGCCCGCGAGCAUGGCUAGCAGCUUGAAGAAGCUUAUCAAAGCCGAGAGCUGCCGGCUAAUGCAAGAGAAAUUAGAGAGCUGGUCUAAGGACUACGAGAUCAAUUCCUGUGAUCAAAAUCUGAACCAGUGUUGUGAAUUAAUAGAAAUGACAUCUAUGAUUCAAGGGCAGCUCUUCACAAUCCUCAAUGAGACAUCUCAAGACGGUGGGCAUUAUGCAGGUGUAAAGACAAUAAAAACUCGUCUCCUGCCGUGGUUAGGGUCUUGGUUUUCCCAUGCUACUUCAGGAAGGCUCUUUGAAACUAGCCUCUCCUUGAAUCAGGAUUCAAUUGAGAAAGAGAGACAACUGAGGCAGACUUUUCAGCUGCAGGAGCUGCAGGAAGAACUGACAUCAACUCGUCUGGAGCUUGACCAUGUGCAACAAGAUCUGGCACAAGCCCAGUUGGCUCUUGAAGACACAAAGACCAAAUCAGCCACUACUCUUUUGACAGCAGCAGAUGAAAUUAUUCAGCUAAGAGCAGCUCUGAAGGCUUCCCGUGCCCGGGAGGAGGACUCUCUGAGGAGUUUAGAUCAUCUGAAUGACUAUGAGCAGCAGAUUGAAAUGUUGCGGGAUGAGCUUUCUAUCCUGGAUGCCCAGAAGUCUAUUUUGCAGAGCAGGAUUGCAAGGAGCCGCUCUCCUUCCCCGAGACGCAUGAGGAGCAGGUCACCUAGUCCUCUUCCCCUGAGGAGCUACUCACCUGGCCGAGCCAGGAGCACAAAUGCUUCACGUCAUGCCUUCCUGGUUGCUCGCUUUGGGGACAUUUAUUCUAAAGAUCGCUUUGAUGCAGAGAGAAUUUUGAGGAUGUACAUCAGUGAUAUGGAGAUGGUGCAGAGGAUAAUAUACACAGCAGCAGUGGAGUCUUUCCGAGCAGCAAAGAUGGCCUACAGGCAGUUCAAAAUGCGUGUAAGAAAGACACUAUCCAUAGGGCACUCGGGGCCCGAGUCACUUGAAGACACUGUUAUGGAUUAUAUAGUUCGCCAUGAGGAUCUGUAUGAUGUUCAAUCCAGUGUCAAUGAAGUAAUUCGCUCCAUGAACAUCAACCCAAAGAUUUCAUCCACACCAGAAUUUGAUUUUGCUGUCAUCAGCGGUUUUAUUCGAGAGCUAUGCCGUGUGGCUUUUUCAAUGCAGACACUCACUCCUCCUCUUGAUAUUGCCUUUGGUAUGGAUGGUGAGUUCUUCAGUGAGACCAAGUAUCAUCGUAGUGUUGACUCAGAUUAUACAGCUGCUUUGGUGGCCUAUCAUGUAUGGCCUGCUCUAAUGGAAAAUGAUGUUGUGAUUGUGAAGGGAGAAGCAGUCACAAAAAGAGGAGCUCUGUGGUCUCACAGGAGCAGAAGUCGGAAUCGCAGCCGUAGUGUGAGUCCUCUUCUGUCUCAUUUAUCUCGAAGCCGUAGUCCUUCACCACGGAGAAGUGGAAGUCCAAGUAGGACAUUAAGAUAGCUGGAUAAGUUUCUGUGAUUCUGUACAUCUGGAUCCAUCAACAUUGCUUGUGCCUUUUCCUCUUCAAGGAAUACCUCAAAUGUCGCAAUAAUGUGAAUGGCCGUGAACUCUAAAUGGACUGUAUUAUGUUGCUUUUUUUCAGUGUGUUUUUAGAACUUUAGAAGUCUUAUUUAUGACUUAUUAUGACCUAUUAUGGCACUAAUUCAGCCCUUCCAAUUAAAAAAAAAAGUGCCAUAUAUGAUCAUACUAAUUUGGCAAAGGUUACAGAGCACUGAGAUACCCUUGCUGUAAUAUGGAUGGAGAUAGAUGCACUAAUUGUAGAAUGAUUCCCUAGAUACCAAAUGUUUCAGUUUACCUUGAUAGAAUUUUUAGCAUAACUUAGAUGGUGAAUGUUACAGAAUGUUGAUGUUAGUUGUUACUUGAAAACAACUUAAUUAGCUGGUGCUUAUUUAUAAUUUUAGAAAAUGAGAUGUGACAUUCUCAGACGUCCUUUUAUAUAUCUCCUUUGUUACAUGAAUGACCGUCUGGGGUCUUGAGUUUUUACAUAGAAAUAUAAGAUUUGUCAUAGUGAUUCUGAUACAUAACUCACCAAGUUCACUGUUACAUUCCAGUCAAUAUUUAAGUGUUCAGCUUUGCCUAGAUUUAUCUCUGUGCUUUUGGGUAUAUAAACAAUUAGAAGCAAAAAAAA
Molecule: messenger RNA, 2324 nt
Organism: Phasianus colchicus (ring-necked pheasant)
Lineage: Eukaryota; Metazoa; Chordata; Aves; Galliformes; Phasianidae
Source: RefSeq, a predicted model, not a curated record